AUCCGGAGGCCGAGCUAUGACGCACCGAAACAGUGCAGAGAACGAAAAGCGCCGUCGCUGUCGACGGCCGUGCCGAGCGCCAGCAGACAAGCGGCGACGCUACAAAACAACGCGCCAACCAACCGCCCCACUGCUGACCCUUUCCACCCCCAGCUCCCUCCAUUCCGCCGGCCGGCAGCGGCCACCCCGCUCCAUCGCCCGCACGGUAUGGCCGCCCGCUCCCUCGUCCUCGUCCUCCUCCUCCUCUCCGCAACGCUGCUGCUCCUCGCCACCGCCGCGCCAUCCCACGGCCACACCCAAGCGGAUGUUGCGAAGCGAUUGAAGGAGGAGCUAUGGGAGAGGAACCGGGGACAUGAGAUGCUCGAGUCAUGGAAUGGGGACCCGUGUUCUCCGUCCACCUGGGAAGGGUUCUCUUGCCGGUCCAAGGGUGGCGCCCUUGUCGUCCUCAAGCUGAACUUCUCUUCGAAGAAAUUGCAAGGGCCGAUUCCCGCAGCGAUUGGUAACUUAACGGACCUAUAUGAAGUUGAUCUGCAGGACAAUAACUUCACUGGAUCUAUUCCGGCAUCUUUGUCUGCUCUCAAACACCUGCUGAAGCUGUCAGUGAACUGCAACCCCUUCCUGAACAAUCAGCCACCUGAUAGUUUAUCUCAUGGGGCGAAUUUCAGCUAUGGGGGCUGUGCUGCCGAAGAGUAUUAUAGUCCACCUGCUGAAGAGUACCAAAGCCCACCUGGAGUUGCCAGUCAGAGAAUAUUUGUUAUUGGUGUUGCCGGAGGAUCUUUGGCAUGUACUUUUGCACUUGGAUUGUUCUUUGUUUGUUUUAACAAACGUGAACGGCGUCCUCCGAAAACAGACUGCUCUUCUACAACAAAUCCUAUUUUUCAAGAAUGCAGCAUCCAUAAGACUACAAACCCUGCGGUUCAACAGUUAUCCCUCAAAUCAAUCCAGACUGCGACGAGCAACUUCAAAACGUUGAUAGGAGAGGGUGGGUUUGGAGCAGUUUAUCGAGGUACAUUAGCACAUGGACAAGAAGUUGCAGUAAAGGUUCGCUCGACCUCAUCGACACAGGGAACACGUGAGUUUAACAAUGAGUUAAGGCUUCUUUCUGCUGCGCGGCAUGAGAAUUUAGUCCCACUAAUUGGCUAUUGCUGUGAAAAGGAUCAACAGAUAUUGGUCUAUCCGUUCAUGUCCAAUGGUUCACUACAGGAUCGCCUCUAUGGUGAGGCAUCAAAAAGGAAAGUUCUUGAUUGGCCCACCAGACUAUCUGUUUGCAUUGGUGCGGCAAGAGGACUGGUAUAUCUGCACAAUUUUGCUGACCGGUGUAUCAUACACAGAGAUGUUAAAUCAAGCAACAUACUUCUGGAUCACAGCAUGUGUGGCAAGGUAGCCGAUUUUGGUUUUUCUAAGUAUGCACCUCAAGAAGGUGACAGCAAUGCAUCAAUGGAAGUGAGAGGAACUGCUGGAUAUUUGGACCCUGAAUACUAUUCUACUCAGGUGUUAUCAACCAGAAGCGAUGUCUUCAGUUUUGGAGUAGUUCUGUUAGAAAUUGUAACUGCAAGAGAACCUCUUGAUGUCCAAAGGCCUCGUGAUGAAUGGAGCUUAGUUGAGUGGGCAAAACCGUACAUAAGGGAGUACAAGAUUGAAGAGAUCGUGGACCCUGGCAUAAAAGGGCAAUACUGUUCAGAGGCCAUGUGGAGAGUGCUUGAGGUUGCAUCAGUAUGCACCGAGCCCUUCUCAACCUUCCGGCCAAGCAUGGAGGAUGUCCUCAGGGAGCUGGAGGACGCUCUGAUCAUUGAGAACAACGCAUCUGAGUACAUGAGAUCCAUUGAAAGCACCGGGACACUGGGUUCUAAUCGCUAUCUGUCCAUGGAUAGGAAGAUGUUUGCAUCAGGUUCAGCGCGAAUUGACACGGCAAAGGGACAUUUGCAAACGAUGCCCUCGCUUCCGAGGUAACUAGAUGUGCAUUGUGAUCUCACAAUGGGUGACCUCAUGGGUCUGAUCCUUGUUAAAGGCACGUCUGACUUUAGACUUUAGACACUGAACCAUGACCCAUGAGCACCUGAGAAGGGCAUGGCGGGGUCAUGCUGCCCAUCUCUGUAGUCUGUGCUAUUCACAGAGCCCAUCCAGUGAUGAGUGCACAGAUCAGCGACACCUGUACUUGGAAAUGCUUUCUGAAGUCAGGAGGCUAGUUCUGCCAGUAUAAUUUCCAUUGAUUCAAUCACCUAAAAGCUGGUGAACGUGUGUGCACAACUAUUCUUUGAACAUUGUUUGGACCAUCGAAUAUAAGAUAUUUUGAGGUAGCAUCACUUCAUUAUUUGAACAAA
Messenger RNA from Phragmites australis (common reed), 2321 nucleotides. RefSeq names its product nodulation receptor kinase-like. The record is from RefSeq and is a predicted model, not a curated record. Bases 208 to 1950 code for a protein of 580 amino acids. NCBI's taxonomy places the organism in Eukaryota, Viridiplantae, Streptophyta, Magnoliopsida, Poales, Poaceae. Gene Ontology annotation, biological process: protein phosphorylation. The transcript is spliced from 12 exons. Gene Ontology annotation, molecular function: ATP binding; protein kinase activity.